Molecule: messenger RNA, 1935 nt
Organism: Terrapene triunguis (Three-toed box turtle)
Lineage: Eukaryota; Metazoa; Chordata; Testudines; Emydidae
Gene: CD6
Product: CD6 molecule
Exons: 12
Coding region: 1-1935 (644 amino acids)
Cellular component (GO): membrane
Source: RefSeq, a predicted model, not a curated record
AUGAACAGGCUUGUUUAUGGUGAGAUCGCACCCGGAGCUCAGUCGAAGGGUGAUGAGAGGAGUGAGGAGGAUGUCCAGGCAAAUACAACGUCUCCUGCCAUCCCCUGGAACAUCACACAUGGUGGACACAGGAACACGUCUGCAGAGCCAGGCCUCUUGGGAGAGGGAUCUGUCCGUUUGGUGAAUGGCAGCAGCCGCUGCAGUGGUGCCGUGGAGGUCCAUCAUGAUGGGCGGUGGAUGCCAGUCUGCCAGGAAAUGUGGGACAAGGAGGCCUCCCACGUGGUCUGCAGACAGCUGCACUGUGGGGAGGCAAAGGAGACAGAAGCUGAACCCACCCCCAGCCCUGUGUGCCCGCCCAGGUCAACACCCACAAAGAAAGCCACCCUGUCCUCUCAGAACCUCUGCCCUUCCCUGCACAUCCACUGUGUGGGUCUGGAGAGCACAUGGAAGCAGUGCAAUGUGUCAGAGCUGUGCUGUAAUGGGAAGCCGGCCAGCGUCACCUGCACAGGUUCCCAUUCUGUGCGCCUAGUUGGCGGGGGCAGUUGCUGUGAGGGCCGUGUGGAGGUCGAGCUGGACGGUGUCUGGGGCACAGUGUGCGAUGACGCCUGGGACCUGGAUGACGCCGGGGUGGUAUGUCAGCAGCUGAAGUGCGGUUGGGCCAUCCAGGCUCCAGUGGCCUCCUCCUUCCACAAAGGGACGGGCCCCAUCCACCUGGAUGAGGUGAGCUGUGCUGGGAACGAAUCCCAACUGUGGGACUGUCCAGCUGAGAGGAGCCAUGAUUGCGGCCACAAGGAAGAUGCCGGUGUGGUGUGCUCAGAGCACCAGAAGUGGCGCCUGUCGGGGGGCAAGGACGCCUGCGCUGGCCGCGUAGAAGCUUAUUACCGGGGCGUGUGGAACACGGUGUGUGACGGGGCCUGGUACAAGGAGGAGAUGGGCGUGCUGUGCCAGUGGCUGGGGUGCAGCCCCUCUGGCCGGAAGCUGAGCUUCAACCACACACAGGAGGGCAGGAUGAACUACCAGUGCUCAGGGACCGAGCCCUCACUGUCCUGGUGCCAAUGGCACUACAACAACUUUAACCUGUGCCACCAGUCCCAGGCUGCCGGCGUGAUCUGCAAUGGCUCGCUGGGCUUGCUGAACACGUCUGCUGUGCCCUCCACGGAGAUGACGACUCCAGACGCCAGAAGCACAGCUGAGCCACUGUGCUGGGAAGCCAAGGCCCUCUCGAACUGGACUCUCCUCCUCCUCUGUGUCAUCCUGGGCCUUCUCCUCUUGGUCACCGUGCUGGCCUUCACCGCCGCCCUUCUGAGGAUGAGGAGGAAACACGCCCACGCCGUGUCCUCUUCCUCAUUAGCCACCCCGGUCCUGGUGAAUCAUAGUGCGCAGGGCCCGGAGACGCCCGCAGGGGAUGCCAAUGACUACAGGAAAGCCCCCCGCAAAGCAGAAGCAGAGCCGCUGGCCGUGCCCGCUCCUGGCUCCGAGGACUCCGAUUCCGACUAUGAACAUUAUGAUUUCAGCAGCAAGCCGCCCGUCGCGCUCUCCACCUUCUACAAUUCACUUCGGCACCGAGCAGCGGACGAGACUCUCCCUGCGAGCGGCUUCCCCCCGGCACCUGGCCAGGAGGUGCUGAAUGAGGGCCCGGAGCCCUGGGGCCAGCCAGAGCAAAGGCCCCGCGAGGAGCCCCCCGCUGAGUCCAGCUCAUCCUCAGAGGACAACUACUACAACAGCGGCACCACCAGGCAGCAACAGUGGGGCAACCUGGCCACUCCUCCCACCAGCAGCCUCUUAAUGCCAGCGCCUCCUGCCCAGGGCAAUGGUGGCUCCCAGCUCUCCUUCCAAGAGUGGCCAGCUCUCUCCCAGCCGUUGGGGAGCUGUGAGCCUGGGAGCAACGACUCGGAGGGCAGCGAUUACGAUGAUGUCCAAGGCCUGGCGUACUAG